Molecule: messenger RNA, 1885 nt
Organism: Ectocarpus sp. CCAP 1310/34
Lineage: Eukaryota; Phaeophyceae; Ectocarpales; Ectocarpaceae
Source: the annotation of a GenBank genome assembly
UCAGAAAUCGGCGUUUUCGGCGAUCGCCUAUCGAGCAAAAGCCUAAAUAUCACACACCCGAGAGGCCGACAGGCGGGACACAUCCCAACGGCCGCACCGAGAGCACGCUGCCGGCGCGGGACACAUCCCAACGGUCGCACCGAGAGCACGCUGCCGGCGUCACCAGCGCCCACAGACUUCCCCAGGGCCUCCCACCAUGUCCCGCCUACGCAUCCGAGAUCGAAUUGCUCGCAAGAAGCGAGCACUGCUGCUGAUGCAGUGGCAGCAGUCCUAUAGCCUCUACAUUUAGCAUGUGGUUCGCUUCCCACGUCGCGGUCAUCUACAUCACUCUGGGUCUCCUGGCCAUCGAUGAUAUCCCAACCGGUGCUGCACGGAGGGACGUAGACAACUUCUUCAGCCCUCAGGAUUGCGUGGAGUUUAUGAGGUUUACGCGAGACCAGAUCGUACUCAUGCUGGAACUGCUCAUGGUGCCUGCCAUCAUUCGGACAGAGUGUGGCUUUGUGGUGGGCGGACGAGAGGCUCUUUGCGUGCUGCUGUACCGACUUGCGUUCCCGUACCGUUUGAAGGACAUGCGUCUGGUUUUUCGGCCUGAGCGAAUCCUGUAUCUGCGAGACUUUCAACUGGAUGCUACACUUCAUGGAUUUCAAGUGGGGGUUCCUCCUCUCGCUGGACGUUCAACGGCUGGUACCAAAGCUUCGUACUUUUGCGGAGGCAGUUUACAACAAAGGUUGUCCCCUGACACACUGUUGGGCCUUCAUCGACGGAACUGUGCGCGGCCUAUACGCAACCAGCGCUUUUUCUACAACGGGUACAAGAGGAAGCACGCUAUCAAGUUCCAAGGAGUCGUGACGCCAGACGGGCUGUUUGUUGAACUGUACGGCGCAGUGGUUGGAACGAGGCACGACGGCCACUUGCUUGCGCAGUCUGCACUACUUGAGAAGCUACAGACCCACAUGAACAGCCCUUCAGGCCACCGGUAUUGCUUGUAUGGUAAUCCAGCGUACGGUCAGACCGAUCACAUACAGUGCCCUUUUAGUGUAUCUGUCAAUGGUCCCCUUACGCCCGCGAUGAGAAACUUUAACAAGAGCAUGAGCCGAUGCCGAGUGACGGUCGAAUGGGGGUUCAAGGAGAUGACUAGCAAGUGGGCCUUCAUUGACAUGAAGUGCCAGCAUAAGUUCCUGCUGAGCCCUGUAGCGACGCAGUACAAGGUAGCAACACUGUUGUCAAACUUCCACUCCUGCCUGAACGGCGGCAACCAGAUUUCACAGUACUUUGGAGUAGAGCCUCCCACGCUGGAAGAGUACCUCAAGUUGUAAGCCUCAGCGGUUUGUCAGGGAAAUAUGUUGGUCCAAUCGCACUUAUGGUAGACAGGAAACUUGUUUGUGCCGAAAGGUUACGGCUUGCAAAGGGGGAAGUUGCAGAUGGGGAUGUAGUAUUUCUUCCAAUCAGGAGAGGACUUGUACUACCUGGUCAUUAGGUUAAGAAGGAGGUUUCCGCACGAGGGCUAGGCAGUGUGAGAAUUGUCACCACACCAAAGAUCCCCAAAGGUGGUUUAGUUCCUAUUCCACCGAGUGCUUCUGUGUUUGUUGGACAGCUGAGAUGACGUCUGGCCUUUGCAUCUGUUUCGUGCGGGGCUGGUUGCACGAUGCACGAUAUAAUUCGGGAGUACUGCAAGUGGUAUUAUUUCCUUUCUAUGGCUGCCCCUUAGCCGUUCCACCUCCUUCCCCACCCUCUGUGGAACUUCGACUUAACACGUCAACUCCAGUGGACGUCGUUUUUAUUUUGCAAGCACGCGCUCUCUCUCCGUUCAACCAACAAAAAAAACAACGAGGCACAUGCGUGCACGGUGCAACACUAGACAUCUCUUCCUCAGCAUGUACUCACC